This is a messenger RNA of Aspergillus tubingensis, 267 nucleotides long. Its product is annotated as carbohydrate-binding module family 14 protein. The transcript has a single exon. Gene Ontology annotation, molecular function: chitin binding. Bases 1 to 267 code for a protein of 88 amino acids. The record is from RefSeq and is a predicted model, not a curated record. Gene Ontology annotation, cellular component: extracellular region. Lineage: Eukaryota; Fungi; Ascomycota; Eurotiomycetes; Eurotiales; Aspergillaceae.
AUGCGCUUCACCUACCAAGCUCUCGCUGUCUUCAUCAGCUCCCUCCUGGUCAACAGCGCCGCCGCCCACGCUUGCGAGAGCAGCGCUGUCUGGCCCGAUCCCGCCAACUGCCACAAGUUCUACCAGUGCAACCCUGGCACUGAGCCCGCCCACAAGGAAUGCGGUGCUGGCACUGCCUUCAACCCCAAGAUCAGCACAUGCGACUACGAGCAGAACGUUCCUUCUUGCUUCAAGGACCCCCACCACCCUCGCCCUUUCCACGCCUAG